AUGGUACAGUGUUUUGCCCCGGACUGCAAUCAUCAGUCAGAAAGGGAGACAUGCAAAUUUUAUAGAUUUCCUAAGAGCCCUAGUGAGUUUGAACGGUGGAAAAAGCUGUUGAGACGACAAGACCGAGCUCCGGGAAGUAAUUCGCGUGUUUGUAGCUGCCAUUUCCACGACGAAUUAAAAGUAAAUGGCCCCGAAAUCUUCAAAAGAAAUGCAGAUAAAUUCUUUCCAACCACCGAAGUACGAAAGCCGAAAAUUGCUAAAAAGGUAAAGCCAGCUACCGAAAAUCCUAGUGGCCUAAUGUUAGUUUCAGACAUCGUUGAACAGUAUUACGCCUCUGCUGCCUCCACUUCAAGAGAAAACAACACAGAAACGCCAACUCAAGAAGUUCUGCUUCAAAUUGAAGUAGAAAAUCUAAGAAAGGAAGUAAAGGAUUUGAAAAUUAAAGGGACGUACCAGAGGGAAGUUUACUCCGUAUUAUCACUGAAAGAUGAGGGAAAAGAACAGAACCUCUAUGCCUGA
Messenger RNA from Rhopilema esculentum, 519 nucleotides. NCBI's taxonomy places the organism in Eukaryota, Metazoa, Cnidaria, Scyphozoa, Rhizostomeae, Rhizostomatidae. The record is from RefSeq and is a predicted model, not a curated record.